Messenger RNA from Cercospora beticola, 1436 nucleotides. RefSeq lists its product as uncharacterized. Lineage: Eukaryota; Fungi; Ascomycota; Dothideomycetes; Mycosphaerellales; Mycosphaerellaceae. Gene Ontology annotation, molecular function: ATP-dependent activity, acting on DNA. The record is from RefSeq and is a predicted model, not a curated record. Gene Ontology annotation, cellular component: nucleus. Gene Ontology annotation, biological process: DNA repair.
ACGAAAGGGUGCGCAAUUGUGAAGAACUUGUCAACCACGACAUUGUGAUUACCACUUACGGUACGAUCGCAAAGGAGCACAGCAGGCCCAGUCGUCAAGUUCUAUACCGCAUGCAUUUUUUUCGAAUUGUACUUGAUGAAGCGCACAUUAUCCGAACACGACAGACUCAAAUUUUCACCGCGACUACAAAAUUGGCAGCGGUCCACCACUGGUGUCUCACAGGCACGCCAAUCUCGAACAAAAUUGACGACUUGUAUUCUCUUUUGAACUUUUGUCGCGUGCCGUUGCUUGGAGACCUAUUGGUCUUCCGCGAACACGUGGCGACUCUAUCGAGAAAGAAUUUCUGGCGCGGAUGCCGUAUUUUGAGAGAUGCACUACGACCCAUCUGCUUGCGUCGGAACAAGGACAUCAUUGGAUUAACUGACCCAGAGGCGGUUGAAAUAAGUGUUCAGCUCUCUUCAUCCGAGUCGAAGCACUAUCGCCAGAUCAUAGAAGCAGGUAGGAGAGCCAUAGAUGCAGCUGUGGGCGGGCGUACUGGCAAGUCCACACGGAACGUUAUGCUCAGAAUAUUACUGGAGCUACGAAUAUUCUGCAGCCAAGGGACUUUCCGACAGGACGGUCUGAUAUACGCCGAGCAGAAGCUGGAUCCGGAUGAGCUUUUUACAUUGCUGGAAGAAAGCGAGGACGCCUCUUGUGCUUCGUGCCGCGCGGAAAUCGCUGGUGUCAAUCAAGUCGACGAUGAAAGUUCCGGCGUCCUUGGAACUUGCUCUCAUGUCCUCUGCGCGACAUGCUACAAUGAACGGGCUUCAGAUGGGACACCAAAAGAGUGUCCUAUCUGCAAACAAAGUUUCGAAGCACAAGACAACAAUCUGGGCGGCAAUACGAUAAACACAUCAAGUGCAGCAGCGAAGCACUCUUCCAAAUUGGACGCAUUAGUGCAAAACUUGCUGGUGUCACAAAAUGCUCAAGCACCAGAGAAAAGCAUCGUAUUUUCAUAUUGGAGAAAGACCAUCGACCUCGCAGCAGACCUCUGCUCUCAGAGCGGUAUCCGAGCUGUAGUGGUUCAUGGCAAGACACCGCAUCACGAGCGAACCAAGAUACUGGAACAACUCGGAGAAGAUCCAACCAUUUCUGCCUUGCUCAUGACGAUCGGUACUGGUGGCUUAGGACUAACAAUCAAUGCCGCAUCACGGGUUUACAUCUUGGAGCCGCAAUGGAAUCCUUCCGUCGAGGAUCAGGCCAUCGGCCGAGUGGUCCGCUUAGGCCAAGACAAACCCAUCACGGUGAUCAGAUACAUUGUCAAGGACAGUGUCGAGCGCCAUAUUCAAGGUUAUCAGAAGCGUAAGAAAGCACUCGCUGCAAGUGGAUUCGGCCAUCGCAGUGACCAUACCUCGGCCGAAGAGACUGUGCGCUUGAAUGCGGCAUAUAUCGCUUAG